UGCCCACACUUCCUCUCUUGAGUGCUAUAAAGGAAAGUGAGAAACUGAAUUGGCUAGAAGAACACCACGCUUGCUUAUAGAUCAGACCCCACAAGAAGAUGGCUCGGUGCCAACCUUGGAUCUUGUUCCUGUGCCUGCAAACUUGCCUGGUAGCCGCUGGAAGAGACACAGAUCCCCUCAUAGUGAAUGGGACUCUUGGGGAGUCAGCUACUUUCCCCUUAAAUAUCCAAAACUCACAGCAAGUUAAGACCAUUGCUUGGACUUCGGAAUCAUCAGUUGCUUUUAUUACACUAGAAGACUCAGGAAAAACAACCAAAGUUUUUGUGACCCACAAUAAGUAUAAGGGACGAAUAAAAGUCAUAAAUGAGAGCUACAACCUGGUCAUUAGUGACCUGAACAUGAAAGACACAGGAAAAUACAAAGCGGACAUCACCACCACCGACACCAACACCAUUACAAGGAGCUACUACCUUCAUGUCUACCGUCGGCUUGGGAAUCCAAAAAUUACACAGAGUAUAAUGACAUCUGUGAAUGGUACCUGUAAUGUCACACUGAUAUGCUCUGUGGACAAAGACGAAAAGAAUGUAACAUAUAGGUGGAGUUCUGCAACAAAAGAGGGCAAUGUCCUUCAAAUCAUCCAGACCCCUGAGAACGAAGGGCUGAAUUACACAUGUACAGCCCAGAACCCGGUCAGCAACAAUUCCAGCUCUAUCUCUUCCCAGCAACUCUGUGCAGACACUGCAAAGGACUUCAACACUCGCCCCCGUACUGAGCUGGGGAUUGGGCUGCUUGUAACCUGUUUGCUGGUUGUUCUCAUUCUACUUCUAGCAAUAGGAUUCUAUUUCCACAGGAGAAAACUAGAUGUUUCCUCAGAGAACACAGUAUACACACAUGUCAAGGGUUCAAGAGACACCAAGCCUGUAGAAUCCAGGAUCUAUGAUGAAAUCUCCCAUGCCAGGGAGUCUUCCCUCAAGAAAGAGCCAGUACAAACAAUUUAUUCCACAGUGCAGUCCUCCGAUGAGAUUCCUCUUUUUUGCACAUUUGUCUCAAAAAUAAUUAGCCACAGUCUCUACUGAUUGUUAAAUGAAGCUUGAGAAGAAAGGACAAGAAGACAGAGUAUAACAAGUGAUCAAAAGUGUGGGUUUCUUGGUGAUGGGUUGUUAGGCAACAUAGUUCCUAUCUUGUAGGGUUGAUGUGGGGGUUAAAUAAAAUGUUAUUAUAUGCCUGCUCAUGAUAAAGUCUUGGGGAUCCUUUUAUAAAUUCUUCAAGCUUGAACCCUUCAUAAAAUGCUACUCCAACCUUACAAAAAAAGUUUCUUGCAAACAGAAAUACAGCUGAUAAUUAUAUUAAAUCGACUUUACAUAGCACACUUUAAUUCCCAGUCCUGUAGACUCUUAUAUGUUUUGUUAUAUACACUGCCUGUGUCCUCUGUCACACCAAUUACCUGACACUCUACCCAUCCCUCGAAGGGGAGGACAGGAGCUCUGUGUCGAUGCACAUGGAAGGGGAGAACCUUGAGGACAGGGAGCCUGUCACACUUCAUUCUUUUGUUUUGAUUGUUUUUAGUCUGUUUGGUUUGGUUUGGUUUUAUUCUCUUGAAAAGCUUGGCUAGAGAACUCUGCAUCUAGCCAGAGUUGGUUUCAUCGCCUAUAAGGGAUCUGAGUCAUACACAAAAGCAAAGAAAGAAACAUUAUACAUUUUCAGUCCUAGGAUCAUCAGAGUAACAAAGGCAGAAGAAUUUGGGGGAUUUCCCUGCACUGUUUAGUGGUAACUAAUUGACAGUAAAUAGUUGUCAAUUUUAGGAAGUUCCUAUCCCAGUGUAAAGAAUUAUUGUGGCUUUUUAAAACAUUAAAGUGUUGAUUUAUUUUGGUAAAAAAUUAUUAGUAAAAGUCUAAACUAUAAUUUGAGGAACCAAUGUAAUGACUAGGACAUUCUCUGGAGACUCUCAGAUUUUGAUAAUUCAUAGAGAAAUAGCUUAUUCUUGCUGGCUGGCAGAUCCAGUCAGUUCUGAAGAGCCCUAUAAAAAUCUCUGGGUCUGGGCUGGGUCAGCACUGUGUCAUAAAUAUGGCCAUAUCAAUGCAAAUGAGAAAUUGAGAUUUUUUUCUUAUGAGGUCUUAUUGAAGGAAAAAAAAUUAUUUAUAUUAUCUGUCAAGGAAUUUUUAAAUACAUAUAAAUCUCCAACCUUUCAUUUAUAACCAACAUUUCCAAUUGUUUAUGAGUCACCUCUUCAUGAAUAUCAGAAGUAACCAACAUUUCCAAUUGUUUAUGAAUCAUCUCUUGAUGAAUAUCAGAAGUUACCUCAAAUUCAAGGAGGCAGAAAUGAAACUCAUGAAUCUGACCCUGACCUCUCCGACUUCUUUUCCUUCUCUUUUCCCUAUGUUCAUUAGUGAGUGUCGUAAACCAUAAUUACUAAAUUUAUUGAGUGCAUACUAUGUACCAUUCUCUGUGCUGUUUUGCAUAUACUAACUCAUUUAAAAUAAAAUAAAAUGAAUAAAACUCA
Messenger RNA from Cavia porcellus (domestic guinea pig), 2500 nucleotides. RefSeq names its product CD84 molecule (gene Cd84). Bases 99 to 1076 code for a protein of 325 amino acids. Gene Ontology annotation, biological process: T cell activation; regulation of macrophage activation; positive regulation of tumor necrosis factor production. Gene Ontology annotation, cellular component: external side of plasma membrane. The record is from RefSeq and is a predicted model, not a curated record. The transcript has 7 exons. NCBI's taxonomy places the organism in Eukaryota, Metazoa, Chordata, Mammalia, Rodentia, Caviidae.